AUGGGAUUUUUGAGUGGUGUGCUUGGUGCGGUGAAGGAUGACAAUAAUGUAAAACACUACGUAAAAAACAUUGAACCUAAGCUUAAUGAUGUUAUUUUUAAAUUACAUGACAGUGUUGGUAAGGGUGCCAGUGCGUUUGGGCCUUGCCUUGUAGAGGUUGGCCGGUGGUUGCAUUAUUAUGAUGAGCAUGUUAGCAGACGUACCGAUUACAUUAAGACUCAUCUAGAUAGUCUCGAAAACGAGAUAACGCAAAAUCAAAAUGUCUUCAACACUGAGAAAACAAAUAGCCUCGACAAGCAAUACGCUGAUUGGGAUCGCCGCGCCAAGCUGUAUGUGAGUAAGGUGGAAGAGGCUGAAAAGGCAACCAAGAAAUUGGAUCCAGAACUUCAGCAAAUGUUAGAAAAACCGAUGAGAUUAAUCAAACAAAGUAUUGAACAGUUUAAAAAAAUCUGUGAAAAUAGAGAUUUGGAUAUUCUGUAUGGUGCUGCAGCGGAUGAGUUGGCGAAGCUGAAGGGGAGUGUGGAAAAGCAUAUCACAGAAAGAAUUAAAACAUUGGAACAACGUUUAUUAAAAACUUUUGAAAAGAAUAUUCAAGGUGAUAUUAACGAUAUUAGGAAGGAUUUAAUCGCUAUCGAUUCAGAUCUGGGCGGUUGGAUAACAGUGGCACAGGAUAUUGUGGAAAAUGCUAUAUUGAAGUGUAAUAAAGUAUUGGCAAUGGUGAAUGAAAAUCAUGAGAAAUACAAACUUUCGAAAAGUGGUCCCGAAAUUCUUGUUAAAGCUAAAUUAUUACACGAUAAAGCCAUUGACCUGAGGGCGGCAGCAGUAGCAGCCAGAGAUGCUGUCAAAGAGAACGUCACUAACGCGUUGAAGACUGUCGUCGAAAUGAACGGAAAGCUUAUGGCCGAUCUGAAUGAUAUGAAAAGUCAUAUUUACAAUGCCGUUGAAGCUUAUGUUAAGAAGACUCUGUUAACUGAUGUAAAAUCUAAGGUUAGUCAGAUUCUAAAUGGCCACCAAUCGAAUGGUAUAAAGCAAAUUAUAGAGCACGUGAAAGAGCAUGCUGCAAAAUUUAAGAACUCUGCGACGUUUGGAGAUAUGGUUCAAGCAUGGGUAUGCGAGAUAUUGCAGGAGAACAAGGAUAUUGUGAAAAGUAGGCUUGAGACUUAUGUUACGCAAACUAAGCUACAGUUCACAAACCGGGAAUAUCAGAAUCAAGAGAAAGAUAAAAUUAACGACAAAUUCAGGCAGGAGAUUGCGAAAGUGAUUAUGAGUCAUCUUGAGAGAGAAGUCUAUAGUACGGGCAAUGUAACAUUCGUUGGUGAGUCUACUGGUAAAUUCGCAAAGGAUUUGCAAACCGUUCAAGCAACUUGCAAACAAUUUGCUAUGCAGCUUGAUAAGAAGGUUAAUGCUGACAUAUAUAGUGAGUUCUUCGACAGCGUAACUAGGGCCAUUGAAGAGAAGUUGACAGGUAAGCAACACGGCAACUCGGAUCUCCACACAGCCGUCUACUACAUCCUCAAAGCUCUCCCAAAGAAAGUCCGAGAUGCUUCCACGGAACUGAAUUUGUUGGUCCGUGACGGCGUCAAACAGGCCAAUCUUGGAAACGUGGAGACGUCCUUUAGUGUUGCGGAAGCAAUUAACACCGCAUUAGGAGAGGCUGUAGCCACUAGCACGUUAUCAUCCAAUGCGAAACAUCCAUAUGACGUGGAUAAUAAAAUUCACGGCGUAUUGAACGACAACAUUGGGAUGAGUACUAAAGGUGUAGCCGUUGACAUAACGCACAAGAAUUCCAUUUUGCAGGGAUAUAAGGGGCACGUGUCUCAAUCACCAAAGAGCACAACUGCUACGUCAGACAUUCCAGAACCAAUAGACGGCGCUCUUCCACAGGCGAUCAAAGGCGUUAGAGACAUUGGUCUUCAUAGCCUCACAACUGGUGGAGAUAUCACUAACAUCCUAGACUCCGCAAAUCACAUCUUCGAGCAAGCGUUCGCCGAAAUAAAAAAACAGCUCAAAGGUCUGACAAAGUUGGUUGGUGAUGAGGGGCAUGUUUUGGAAAGUGAGAAGGGUAUCAGAACACUUUUAAAUGAUUUGAAAAAAUUGCUUGGAACGGGUAGCUAUAACGUUUGGGAUGUUUUUAUCAAUUCUCUAGGGAAACUCCACCAGCGCAUGAAUCGUAUCAUUGGUGCUAGCGUGGCAAAAUUAAUCGGAAAAGCUGCAAAUUUCCAUGAUGUCACUAUCCCACAGCAAACGACGCAUACUACGAAGGAUGUUUUGAAUGCUGUUGAAACUCAUGUUACUUCGGCUACCACCAGCAUUGCAAUCAUAGCGCAAGAAUUGUAUGCUGAUAGGAAAAGAAAAGGGCUUGAUGAUUUGAAAUUACUCUGUGCAACCGAAAUCGGUGGCAUUGAUGUUAUAAUUAAGAGCCAUUUCGAAUGUGGAAUGAAGGGUUUGAUACGUCACGUGAAAUACGGAAUUUCACAAUUUUCGAAUCUUCCACCAUCUCUAAGCGUACCACAUUUGUCAUCAAAAAUUGCAGACUUCGGAGACAUAGUAUUAAUUUACGUUGGACAGCAGGUUGAAACAUCAGAUAAGUCUGCAACCUCCCCCCCAACCACCGACCAACCCACCGACCCAGCCAAACAGCUAACCAAAAUCAAAGAUGCCUUCGACGAAUUGCUUGGACAUCUUCAUACUCAUGAAAAUAAUCGUAAAUACAUCUAUGAUCAUCCUUUCACCGUUAAACUCACCACCCUCAAAAACGCCACUAACGAUUUAUCCCCCUCCGCCUUCGCCAACCCCCGGCACCCGGAGCUGCUCGAUGCGGUCAGAGCGGGGCUGCAGGGGUUUGUCGAGGAGAUGGAGCGGGUGUAUGUGAACGGGUAUGAUGAUGGAAACAAAAUUAAUUGGGAUACGAACAAAUUGGUCGAACCUAAGUCCGAUUCUGAAAAUUCUGGUCAAAACGAUAAAUUAACGCCUUACGGUGAAAAGUUGUCGAAGGUGUUCCUUAGCACAAUCCAAGUACUAUUCCAAGACCUCUGGGAGUUAUAUAAAGAAUGCGCCGAAAAUAAAAGUGAACGCAUUCGUUUACAUAAUAAAAGCAAGGAUGGCGUUAAGUUGCCCAAUGCACUUGGCGCUUUCUUAGCUAAGCGAGGGUACAAGGUACCAACGGAGGAAGACAAGCAGGACGGGGAGUUGCAGAACAAGGACAAAAUCAUGACAGGUGAAAAAAUUAAGGAGUUAUUUGAGAAGAAGUUAAAAUUGCCGGCGAUUGCCCUACUUGCAAUUAAAGGACCUAGCAUACUCAGUGCCUUAUACGAGUACCUCAAAAAGUAUUACGAGGUCUGUCACCUGCAGGUUCGACCUUCAACGAAAUAUCCAGCGAACAGUUAUCAGAUGCUACAGUGGCUUGCCGGUCUGCGGUGGAAUCCAGUAUUUUUGCCAGUGAGGAAAUAUUUCAGGGAAUUAUUCCCUAUACCUGACAAAUUCAAGAACACGCCGCGCGAGAAAAUUCGCACCGAUGACCUUAACCUUGCUGCGACCUCAAACAUCAAGGCUCAGCAAUUAGCCAGCAAAAUGUUGCCAAAUGUUUGCUUGCACGCCCACUCGGUUCUGACUGCCAUCCUCGGACAUGGACACGCAGGCGGAUGUUACGCAGUUGACUACAACACCAACGCGGAAAACUUAUUGUACCCUAGCAGAGACAGUGACUGCUUCGAUUUACUCGCAGAUAUAUUAGAAAGAUUGUAUCACCAGUUCCGAUUCCUAUGCAGUCAGUGCGAGAACGGCCCUGAGAGCGGUGGAUGGGCUGAUUGUUUGUACGGUAGGCAUGUCGCUGGAUCAGACUGGCAGUGUAAUGAGAAGCAGUGUCCUAACCAAUUAUGCGACCAAACGGUGAACCAAACACGUAACCAAAUUCAUGAGCAAACGGGUGACCAACACCCCAAGUGCGGUGUGAAAUCGCCACUCCAAUCGUACCUAGAGGACGGCCUACAAGGUUUCCUGCCACACCAGUUCAAAAAGCCAGGUUGCAAGCUGGACUGCAGUAUGACUAAUCACCGCGGCCUACCGUGCAAGACACCAAUGGGUUUCGCUGAUAUCAGUGUAACCGCUUCUCACACGAAAACGGGCGCUGAUCUCAUAGAAGUGUUAAAAAAUUUCUGUGGUGAAAGAUCCCACCUCCGCUCAUUAUGCGCUUGCAUUAUAUGUCUUAUGCAAAAACCUCCGCAGACGCUAGGUGACAUGUUCGCGUUCUAUUAUAAUUAUAUAUACGGCUGGACCACGCAGGAUAGAGAACAUAGAGAGGGCGCAUUUAACAAAGCCGUCAGCGCAGCGCACUUCGAGAACAAAUAUGAUGAGCUCAAAGUGCAUAACCUAUUUUCCCCUAGUCACUCCGCAGUGUGGCAGGGGCAUUCGAGCGGUAGUCUCGGCAGUUUCGUAUGCACAUCAAGAGAAUCGGUCGUAUGUGGGCCAUAUCUGUAUCCCAUCAAUAGCGGAAUCAGAAAUAUAUAUGCAGCUAAAUAUGCCGAUAAAUACCUAUCAUGGAUUGUUUACCAGACUGAGACAUUCUACAAUUUACUCAAAAAGUUAUAUGACGAGUGCAACUCUAACUGCGGUCCAAAGGGAUCCAACUGCUUAACCACAUGCUGUGUUGAGGAAUGUCCAAGGCUUAUAAAACCGCCAACCCCAAAGGAACAUCAUAGCGAUUGUAAAUCUAUAGUCCAAUGCAGAAAAGCACUACCAACUUUGUCAAAAUACGGGUUCGUGUUUUUGCAGCAAGCCAAGUUAAACGGGAAUGAAGGACUCGAGAAAAAACGCACGUGUCAAAAUUUCUGUGCGGCAUUCAAAGAUGUAUUUAAUAAGGAGUCUAUACUUGUCGAACUUAUUAAAAAAAUUGAUGAAUUCAUAUUUGCCAUCAGGCAGCCGUUUAUAUGGCUCAAUGUCGCGCUCUGGUCACUGUCCCUCUUCUACCUCAUCUGCGUAAUGGUUGGCAGACUGGAUGUGCUCCACAUACGCUCACACCUUAGGAUACCGGCAUCGCACAAGAUUACAGCGCAGUCAUUGUUGGCUGCAGCGCAAGUCGGAAGGCUUGCCAAAAUAUCGUAUCUACAACCGUAA
Molecule: messenger RNA, 5112 nt
Organism: Babesia bigemina
Lineage: Eukaryota; Apicomplexa; Aconoidasida; Piroplasmida; Babesiidae
Exons: 1
Coding region: 1-5112 (1703 amino acids)
Source: RefSeq, a predicted model, not a curated record